Molecule: messenger RNA, 2500 nt
Organism: Myiozetetes cayanensis
Lineage: Eukaryota; Metazoa; Chordata; Aves; Passeriformes; Tyrannidae
Product: arylamine N-acetyltransferase, liver isozyme-like
Exons: 2
Coding region: 126-1019 (297 amino acids)
Molecular function (GO): acetyltransferase activity
Source: RefSeq, a predicted model, not a curated record
UAACACUGUCCCUGACAGGCUGUAAAAGCAGCCUGGACCUUUAAGAGCAGCAGUUCCCAGUGCAGCUCUUCCUGGGAGCUUGGGAGCAAACAAGGAAAGCCUGAGCUGACUGCCUGAGAGGCAAAAUGAACAUCCAAGAGUAUUUCGGAAGAAUAUCUUACAACAAGCCCCAUACGGAUGCAGACUUGCAAACCUUAACAGCCAUCUUCCAGCAUCACAUCCGGGCAAUUCCUUUUGAGAACCUCAGCAUGCAUUGUGGGGAGAGCAUCGAACUGGAUUUGCAGUCCACUUACAAUAAGAUUGUGCGAAAGAAACGUGGUGGAUGGUGCCUGGAAAUCAACCACCUCUUAUUUUGGGCCUUGCAAGAAUUAGGCUAUGACAUCUGCAUUCUUGGUGGGAAUAGUUAUGAACCAGCAGGAAGGGCAUACACUGCUGAGAUGAACCAUAUCCUGCUGAAGGUGGUGAUCCAGGGAAAUUCCUACAUAGUGGAUGCUGGUUUUGGUGGUGCCUACCAGAUGUGGCAGCCACUGAGGCUGAUUUCUGGGAAGGAUCAAGCCCAGGUCCCUGGAAUCUUCCGCUUCACGGAAGACAAUGGCACCUGGUACUUCGAGAAAGUCAAAAGGAAGCAUUACAUUCCUGAGCAAAGUGAGACUCCUCACUUCACUGACACUCCAGGAGUGGGGAACAUCCGAAAAAUAUACAGAUUCACUCUUGAGCCACGACACAUAAAUGACUUCCAGGAGUUAAACACGUACCUACAAGUGUCUCCAGAUAACAUACUUCGGAAGAAGUCAAUCUGCAGUCUCCAGACCACGGAAGGGCUCAUUGCCUUAGUGGGAUGGACCUUGACUGAGGUGAAGUAUAACUACACAGAGGACACGGACCUGGUGCACAUCACAACUCUUACAGACGAAGAGCUUGAGAAGACACUGAAAGAUAAAUUCAACAUAGUGCUGGAGAACAAACUUGUACCAGUAAAUGUUCGUGGCUUGCCACCUAAUUUAGUGGAUAAGAUCUAAUUCUAGCACUGUGCUAGAUGGAUCUGUAAGUAUCCAACAGAAAAGUUCUAAAAUUAACAUUAAUUACAUUAAUUGAUUCUGAAUUUGAACUAGACACAAAGCUUCAUAAAUUCAAGUGCCUUGCUAGUUAACUGCAUAUACCAUUUGCAUAUUUUUUCUUAAGCUUCUCCCUCUUUGGAAACUAAGACAUCUUACCACCUCUGAUUUGCUGAUUUUGUAUGGAAAUUGCCUUUUGACUCCUUAACAUUUUGUUCCACCCCUCUGGAACUCAUUUUAUUGCAGGUAUAUUUUGUAUCAGAGGAGGCCAAAAUGAUACAGAAGGAGAAGCUGUGUUACCAUUUUACACAGAAGACUUCUAACCCUUUUUGGUGUUACUUCCAGUCUUCUCAGCAGAGUUUUACAAAUUAUUCACUUCCUUUAAAAAUCUAAAAGUAGAGCUGAAUUUGGCUUUCAAAGACUUACUAGAAAAAAAGGAAGGUUAAGAGUUUCUCAAAACAAGACACCAUUAGUGCUGAUUAGGUUAUGAUGAGAUAAAUUGAAAGACUUCAGUCCUAUUCCCUCACCAGGAAUUGACUUAAAGUGAGCUAUUUACACCAAGGCACCUAACCCCCGCCAGAAGCUCUCUAAUUUUGAGCACCCCAUUUUUUCUGAGUCUGAUAUUUCUGUGUCUCUAAAUUUGAAGCAAAAUUCAUAGAAGACAAGCUGAUUCAACAGUUCUUAAAAAUCAGGCUUUUGGUAUCAAAACUGGAAAAAAAUAUCAAAGAUCACCUUUUGCAAACCAUAAUUUAAACUUUUGGGACCAAAUCUUUGUGUGAUGUCAAGAGGGCAUUGACAGUAUUAUAGACAGAACUCUUCCUAUUUAUUACAGGCAGUGCUUUGCACAAAAGCUGCCUUAAAAAGUGAUACCACAGAUGCAAAAGAAAACACUGGGAAGUUAGGACAUGCUACCAGUGUGGUUUCACAGCAUGAUUUCCAUAACAUAAAAGCUUUUUGCCUUAAGAUACCUGGGGCAGGUGCCACGAAGAGCAUCAGUCUUUACCCAAGGAAAAUACUUGUUUUAGUCAACCACACAAGAGCCACAGAGCACCUGAUGUGCCUAAAAUUCAGGUGUUUUCCCAGAUGCAGCCUAAUGUGCUCUUUGCCUUCCCAAAAGGGACUUGCUCUGACAUUCCACCCCCAUCAAAUGAAGGGGGGACGUGCUUGACAGGGAGAGAAUUAAAUAAGGAGCACUGCAAUGCUUUGCAGGAGGAGGAAAUGCAUAACUUUGUGCAAAUAAGUAUUUGUUAGGUGUGGCAGCUCCAAAAUAACUGCCUGCUGCAGCUGAAGAUUUGAACUGAUUAAAGAGGGCAAAGAAGUGUCAUUGUGUGCAUCCAUGGAGCAUGGGAACACCCAGCCUGCAAUGCCUUGGCAAUUCAGUGGACCCACCAGGACACGGAUACCAUCAAGCAUACAAGCUUAACCAUAAUUUACUUAACCAUAAU